AUGAGCGGCGGUGCUGGACGAGACAAGACGGAGGAACCCGUUGGGGCACCUGGCACGUCACCGGUGCCUCCUGACGGGAAACAUGUCUCAGCUCCUACUUCGGAUGAAACCACGGAUAACAAUGGACUACGUGAAGAUGAGCUAGAGGUGCUGCGGCAAGCCGAAAUCGCCUUUGAGGCGACCAAAGGCAGAAAUAUAGACAUGCGCCAUGACAAGGACUACAUGGAGCGCAUGCGCAUUGAAGCUCGCCGUCAUUACCUGGUUAACCGUGAACUGGAUCGUCUUGAGCUCGCAGAACGGGCUUUGGGCGAGAAGGAAGUUCUUUACAAGGGCGUUAAAGAUGACUCGGCUAAAAAAUCGCUUGAGUUCGAGAAAAGCACCGUCGAGUUUGCUAAAACUACAAUCGCAUCCCGUGCUGCCGAUAUCAGUGGUUAUGUCAUGCCCGACUCGUACGAUGAGGACACGAGCCAGCGUCUCGAGGUGCUGAAACGAAAGCAAACAUACAAGCAGACGGAUACUGUAGUUGACGAUGGUCAGAGUUGGGAAACACAACAGAUGAAGUUGGGUGGACUUGCAAGGGGUUCGGGUGGUCGUGGCCAUCCAAGCGCGGUUGUGCCGGGAACGGCACAAAUGCAGCCACCAACGGGAAUACCAGGCUUAAUAGGACUCGACGGCACGAUCGAUUUCGUCGCCAGUGAUUUCCAGUCCGGCGAGCUGCCCACGGAAUUUGACACAAAAGCUGUCGGUGUGAAUGCGGUGGCUGCGGUGUUCGAGGGCGCGCAAGAAUCCAGCGAAGAGGAAUACCCCUCCGACUCUGAUGGGGAGGAUUCAGAUUCCACCGCGUCUACAAAGAAACGCAAAACUUUUGCGGAUCGCGUCUUGGCGAAACAGCGCCGCAAGCAACGUCAGGAGCACCGUAAGCUCAUGGAAGAGCGAUGCCGCUUGCCGAUUUACAGUUACCGGCACGAGCUGCUGUCAGCCAUACGUAACCACCCCAUACUUGUAGUCAUUGGAGAUACCGGUAGCGGUAAGACCACGCAGAUUCCACAGUACCUAUACGAGGUUGGAUAUGGAAAGGCUGGUAAGAUCGGUUGUACGCAGCCCAGACGUGUCGCCGCCAUGGCCGUCGCCUCGAGGGUUUCGCAGGAGGUGGGAUGCAAGCUUGGCCAGGAAGUCGGGUACACUAUUCGGUUCGAGGACUGCACAAGCAGCAACACAGUUCUGAAGUACAUGACCGAUGGUAUGCUCCUGCGUGAAAUGAUGACUGAACCGGACCUUGCCAGCUACUCCGUGAUUAUGAUUGACGAGGCGCACGAACGCACAGUGCACACGGACGUCAUAUUCGGUUUGGUCAAGGACCUGUGCCGAUACAGAAAGGAUUUCAGGCUGAUCGUAGCAUCGGCUACUCUGGAAGCAGAGAAGUUUGCGCUUUACUUCGACCACGCACCUAUCUUCCGGAUCCCGGGGCGGCGUUACCCUGUACAGAUAUACUACACCAAGGCGCCUGAAGCUAACUUCCUGGACGCUUCUGUAAUCACUGUCCUGCAGAUUCACGUGACCCAGCCACUAGGUGAUAUCCUGGUGUUCCUGCCGGGGCAGCAGGAGAUCGAGGAGGUCCAAGAGGAGCUACAAAAUCGGCUCCGUAACAGGGGAAAGGAGAUGCGAGAGCUUAUCGUUUUGCCUAUCUACGCCACGCUUCCAAGCGAUAUGCAGGCUAAGAUAUUCGAGCCAACACCGCCGAACGCAAGGAAGGCCAUUCUUGCCACCAACAUCGCAGAGACCUCAAUCACAUUAAACGAGAUCGUGUACGUCAUCGACUGUGGCUUCUGCAAAUUGAACAGCUUCAGCCCUAAAACCGGCAUGGAGUCGCUAGUGACUGUACCGUGUUCCAAAGCGUCAGCGAACCAGCGCAGCGGCCGCGCUGGUCGUGUGCGUCCAGGUCACUGCUUCAGGUUGUACACCAAGUUUUCUUAUGAAAAGGAGAUGGAUAAUGUCAACGACCCAGAGAUCCAGAGAACCAACCUCGCACAUGUGGUGCUGAGCCUUAAGGCCCUCGGUAUCGAUGAUUUGAUAAACUUCGACUUCAUGGAUCCGCCCGCCCCCGAAACGCUUAUUAAGGCGUUAGAGCUUAUUUAUGCGCUCGGCGCGUUGAACGAUAAGGGGGAGCUUACUCGCAUGGGCAGACGCAUGGCCGAACUGCCUAUGGACCCUACCUAUAGCAAGAUGCUACUAUCGGCGGAAAAAUACAAGUGUACACAUGAGCUUAUCACCAUCUGCGCAAUGCUGGGCGUGGGCAACAAUAUAUUUUACCGCCCCAAGGACAAACAAAUGCAUGCGGACAACGCGCGGAAAAACUUUUUCAGGACUGGAGGCGACCACCUCGUCCUCUUGAACGUCUACAACCAGUGGGAGGAGGCUGAGUUCAGCGUAGCCUGGUGUUACGAGAAUUACGUGCAACACAAGUCUCUCAGGCGUGCCCGCGACAUUCGUGAGCAGCUGGUGGAGCUAAUGAAGCGCGUGGAGGUUGAGAUCAUAUCUAACGUCACCGAUACAGAUGCGAUUCUCAUGUCGGUGACGUCAGGCCUUUUCACGCAAGCCGCUGUGAGGGGCGGGCCAAAAGGAAGCGGAGCUUAUCGCACAUUGAAACAUCCGCAGAACGUAGACAUUCACCCACAAUCUGCGUUGUUUGACCAAGAGCCCAAGUGUGUCGUCUACACUGACCUCGUGAUGACCACUAGGCAAUAUAUGCGUCAGGUGUCACAGAUACGUCCGGAGUGGCUCACGCAGCUCGCUCCGCAUUACUACACGAACGAUAACCCCGCACUUCAAGGCUCCAAAAAGAUGCCCAAGCGCAAAGAAUAA
Molecule: messenger RNA, 2862 nt
Organism: Babesia ovata
Lineage: Eukaryota; Apicomplexa; Aconoidasida; Piroplasmida; Babesiidae
Product: pre-mRNA-processing 8
Exons: 1
Coding region: 1-2862 (953 amino acids)
Cellular component (GO): intracellular anatomical structure; catalytic step 2 spliceosome
Molecular function (GO): ATP binding; RNA binding
Source: RefSeq, a predicted model, not a curated record